Prorocentrum cordatum is the source of this 1583-nucleotide messenger RNA. The record is from the annotation of a GenBank genome assembly. NCBI's taxonomy places the organism in Eukaryota, Dinophyceae, Prorocentrales, Prorocentraceae.
GUCGUUUUGGUUGAGUUCAGCUUGCGGCUUGAAUCGGUCCAAAGAAAACGUUGUUCAGUUUAUCUCUUCAUGGUAGCGCGGAGCCAGUUGGAAUCCACGGCAAGCGGAUGGAUUGUUGGCACAGACGAAGGCUUCGAGGUUGUCGAGCCGUUCGUCGCAUGGGAGUUCAAGGCAGCGCUCUGGAUAAGCACCGGCCCGCUCGAGCAAUGGCGACUAAUAAGCAGUUGGCCGCUCAUCUGCAGGCACUGACCGCCGAGGUCAGGAGGCUGAGCGAAGAUAACGUAUGUUUGAGGCUGGAGGCGCAGGGAGGCAUCCAGGCAAUCCCAGCGCUCGUGGACGCCGUGGCGAGGCUCGCGGACCGACCCGACUCGUCCCAGCCUGCGCGCCUGGUCGACACCGAAGGUGUCGGCAAGCCCUCGGUCUUCGACGGCGCCGAGACGAAGUACCGCGAGUGGACGGCCAAGUUCGAGUCGUUCGUGGUUGGCGUCUACGGCGAGAGGUUCCGGCAGGUGCUCGAGUGGAGUAUCGACCGGAACGAGGCCAUCGAUCGUGGCAUGUGGCAGCAGGCUUACGGACAGGCUUCAGACGACGAGAUUGGGAAUAUCGACGAGAUGGUGGCCCAAGUGUACAAGGCCAUUCAGCAGCUUGUCACGGGCGAGCCAUUCGACACCACCCAGAACGUCGAGAAAGGAAACGGCCUGGAGUGUUGGCGCAAGCGGAACUUGCUGAAACUGGUGCUGUCCCCCGGGCGCUGCAAGCUCGAGGAGCUGGCGUGCGCCCUGGAGAGGUGGGAGGAGGCCGCCAAGCACUACGAGUCUCGGAAGGACUACAGCGGCCACCGCGAGCGCUUCUCGAACAGCGCCAGGAUGUCGGCCCUCGAGAGCUUGCUUCCGACCGAGCUCGAGGAGCACGUGCUGCUGAACCAGAGCCGGCUGAACGCAUACGAGCUGCUGAGGCGGGAGAUCGCAUCCUACCCGGAGGCCCAGACAGGAUCGCGUUUGCGAGACGCCCCGACCUUGAGCAAGCAGCAGCGAGGCCCGAACACCAUCGAAUUGGUGUUUUUGUUCACGCGCUGCAAGGCGGAGCCACAGGCUCGAAGGGCAAGGCCGAUGGCAAAGGUUCCAAGGGUAAAGGCAAAGACGGGGGCAAGAAUUGCAAAGGUCGUGGAGGUGCUGGCGCAGGUAAGGGGGCCGUGGACAACUCCCGCAUCCCGCGCUGGAGCCGCGCCCGCACCGGGCACAAGAGCACGGACUGUUGGCGUCCAGCAGCCCCUCCCGAGGUCAUCGCCCAGGCCAAGCAGCCUGCCAGGGGCAAGGCGAAUGCCGGCAGGCAUAAGGGCCGUGGGAAGGCAGCAGGAUCGCUGGGCGUGGGCAACGGCGAGCAGGCGGACGAGCAGCUGGAGCCCGAGGAGGGCAUGUUCUUCGAGCAGACUGCGAGGGGCCGUCUGCGUCUCGAGAAAGGCGGUCGACGAGAAGGGCUGGGUGAAACUCAGAAAGUGCGCCAGUGGAUCUCCCUGAAUACACUAGAAGGGGGGGGGGUCCAGAACCCCUCCCCCCCCCUCCCCCCCUUGAGGAGGGGCGGGG